GGUUGCGGCUGUGUUUAUGUGUUUUUCGGUUAAAAUGGCUUCAGCCGCUUUGGUGGAGACUUCUGCAGGGAAAGAUGUUAUCGCCGAGGGGCUGCUCGACCUCCUGAAACCAGCAAUCCAGCAGCUUGACUUGCAUGUACACUCAGUGAGAGAAAGCCAGGUGGAAUUAAGAGAACAUAUAGACAAUCUUGCAACAGAGUUGUGCAGGAUAAAUGAGCAUCAGAAGGUGGCGUUAGACCUGGACCCCUAUGUGAAGAAGCUGCUGAAUGCCAGACGGAGAGUCGUGUUGGUAAACAAUAUUCUGCAGAAUGCACAGGAACGUCUAAGGCGACUCAACCACAACGUGGCAAAGGAGACGGCACGCAGGAAGACCAUGCUGGAGGCGUCAGGAGUGUUCACCUCCCGCUCCCCCAGUAAACCCUGAUCCUCCUCCUCCUCUUCUUCCUCCUCCUCCUCCCGAUCCAUGCAGCAGAUUCUGUGAACUGUCCUGACCAGCACGCAAUCAUCAAUACAGGAAACUGAAACACGAGGAGGAGGAGGAGGAGUCUUCCUCUGACAUUUAGUUAGCUGUCUGUCUGAUGACAUCCUGCACUGCUUUGUCAAAAUAAUAAUCCAGGCUGUCAGCUGCUUAGCACCAUGCUGCUGCACUUCGUUUAAUGUCUAAUCGUGUGGAAUAAUUUGACAUGGGACAUUUAUUGUAUGUAUUUAUUAGAACAAUUCAAAUACACGGCUUCCAGGGAAAAGAUCAAUAAUUCUAACCAUGCGUAAAAUGUGAAUAACAUCCCUCAGUUUGCAGGAUCGAUGGCAACACUCAGUAUGAGUAAUCACAUCGAGCAUAAUAAUUGAUCCUUGUUCCUCGACUCUAAUCGGUCCCUUUCUUUUUGAAAUGCUCGUUUACAAAUGUGAUCUUGAUAUUUCUUUAUGAGGUGAACGUUAAAGAGGCCGUUUCUCUCCGUCACUUAGCAUCGGCUUCGAGAUAAACACAAACCUGCAGAUUUUUCUAAUCUGCUUUACCGUCUUUCACCGUCCAAGACAACAACAAGCAAACACAGCAUCAUUAGCACACUGAAAGGAAAAUGAAGAUGGACAAACAUCAAUGAGAGCACUGGGAGGUGAUGGUUUAAUUUACCAUGGUUAACAUACUCUUUGGGGUUUGCUGCACUUGUACUGGUGUUGGUGUUUUGUUUCCACUGUUGUUUACAUUUCUAUAACGGCUGAACCAACUAAAAGAUGUUUUUGUGUAAAUGAGAUUCAAACCUUUAACACCAGUGUCAUCGCUGGAUGCAGCAUUGAUAAUUCAUUUAGUUCCACUAGUGAUUCACAUAAAGGCUGUCAAAUAAAAUGUUGUUCUUUCAAUGUAAAAGGAUACAAUCUCCAUUAUUGUAAUGAUUUGAAAGUAUCCAAAAAUAUCCAGACUUUAUAAAAACCUUCGGCUCUUCUGUCCUAUUUUUAGCCAAAAGCAGCAGGGAGCAAAACAUGCUGCCACUGACACUGCACACUCUUUAAUUAAGGCCAUUCAAAACAAAAAUAGACAUUUAGUGCGCAGGGCUUCUAUAGUUAUUUUGCUGUGGUAUCACAACAGGUUUUAUUUUGACUGUAAAAAUAUCUACAUUCUAAAUUCUGGUAUGCAAGACUCACAUUUUUUUUUUUAAAUCCAGUCUGAGAACCUAGACCGGAUAGAUUAUGUCUCCUGCACUUGUGAGAGUGGUUUCGGGUUGUUUUUUUUGUAUGAUAUCCAUUGCUUGUGAUAAAAGUUAAAUUAAAAAUUAAAUGUUAA
Messenger RNA from Labrus bergylta (ballan wrasse), 1777 nucleotides. It is a transcript of the gene snapin, whose product is annotated as SNAP associated protein. Gene Ontology annotation, cellular component: BORC complex; BLOC-1 complex; synaptic vesicle. Gene Ontology annotation, molecular function: SNARE binding. Gene Ontology annotation, biological process: endosome to lysosome transport; intracellular protein transport; lysosome localization. NCBI's taxonomy places the organism in Eukaryota, Metazoa, Chordata, Actinopteri, Labriformes, Labridae. The record is from RefSeq and is a predicted model, not a curated record.